Molecule: messenger RNA, 4647 nt
Organism: Cylas formicarius (sweet potato weevil)
Lineage: Eukaryota; Metazoa; Arthropoda; Insecta; Coleoptera; Brentidae
Product: transmembrane protein 185B
Exons: 7
Coding region: 238-1254 (338 amino acids)
Source: RefSeq, a predicted model, not a curated record
AUGCAACACAAGGCUAAAUAAAUCCAGUGCUAAGAUAAUUUUUUUACUGCUUUUGUGAUGAAGAUAUACAGAAGCUAACGUUAGAAAAACAAGGCAAAUUAACGAUUUUUAAAGUAACUCUCAGACAUGGGAAUGGGUCUUUAAAACCGAAUAUUGUUUUGUUUGUCAAAACGACAGCAAAGAUUCCAAAACUUGUAAAGAGAUGGAAUCGAGCCCACUUUAUAUUUGGAUUUGAAGAUGAAUUUGCAGAUGCUUUUUCAGGAUUUCAAUCCCAGCAAAUUUGUGGUGCACUGUUGUUUGUUAAUAUUUAUAACUUUAUUCGCGUUACGAUUAGACGAAUAUAUAUCUUGGUCUUACUGGACCGUGUUUACACCAAUAUGGGUUUGGAAAGCGUUGGUGAUCCUCGGAGCUACAGUCGGUAGUUUUGUAUGGUGGAGGUAUCCUCAUUUUAGGUUAGAAGGUGAAGCAUACAUUCAUUACAAGUCGAUGUUAAUAUCCCUAGCCCUGCAUUUAAUUUUGUUAAUGUUUGAAUUGUUAGUCUGUGACCAACUUGAAUCUUCCAGACAUUUGUGGAUAUUAGUGUUUAUUCCGCUAAUUUUUAUAUCUAUAGUUAGUAUAGCUGUGUGCAUAUGGGCAGUUAAGCAUGAUAGGUCAUUUGAGGCAGAACUUUUCUGCGCUGUUAAUGUUCUACAAUUUAUAUUCCUAGCUUUAAGACUUGACAAGUUUAUUCUGUGGUCAUGGGAGGUUGUCUUUGUGCCAUUGUGGAUCGUAAUGUGCCUAUCGCUGGUGGGUGUUUUGUAUACGAUAAUAUUUGCGGCCAUUUUAAUGCGGACGCCAGAGGUCAACACGCAACAAAGGCGGAGCAGUUUUCAAUCUGCCGUCGGAUAUACAUUCUUGGUUAUUCCUAUAUUGAUAUUUCAAGUAUUAUUAGCGAAUAAAUUAGAUGAGGAUAUUCAUUUGUCCUACACUGCUGUCGCGAGUCCCCUUUUCAUUUCCUUCAUUAACCUGAUUCUGAUGUCCUUCAGUGCCAAAGGGGCCAACAAAUGGUGGUUCGGGAUGCGCAAAGACUUUUGCUCUUUCGUGUUGGGCGCGUGCCCCCUACUACAAGAGUAUGGCAAUAUCGGCUACCAGCCGGAACGUAGACAGAACGGAGUUGAGCUCGAGCAGCAAUUGGACAAAAAUGAUUCCCAAAUAAAAAAGGCCGACAUGAUGAAGCCCGUCUUGCCCAUCAUAUCAAUAGAAAUGCCAGACUGAAGUAUUAGGUUAGUCAGUUUGAGGAUCUAUGUUUUUCCUUAAAGUAGCUGACAUCUUGGACUCAGUUUUUGAUUCCGCAUUUUCGAAUAUCUAACAAUAAAUAGUAACUUAAAGCGAAUAUAUAUUAGGUGGGAAAGUUCAGAACAAACAUCAUAUAGCAGCGAUAAAGGGCCACGAAUAGCAUUAUAAAGAGAAGUAAAGUAAAGCUUUAAGAACGUUUUCUACUAUAAUUUGAAAUACUUUAAUUCUCUUUGUUUAAUAUUAUUUGGUAACUGGUUGAAGCAUUUAAAAGCAAAAUAGUUUUAUGCUAUACCUAGAUUUUUCCAGUCAGAGAAAUCGGGGUUUAUAUCUUCAUUAACGAGUGAAAGGCAUUAUUGUUACAAUUCCCGGCAUAUUAAAGUGUUUUUUUUGUUUGUUCUAAAUGUUAAUCUCUCUAUUAUCCUUAUUUCUCUUCAUAUGUCAAUAUUGCACUAGUUGGUAUUGACUCGAACAGGGAAAAACAGGCAAUGCAUGUUAUUUUUCAAAUUAAACAACCUGAAAAAAUUAAAAACUAGUAUUUAAAUAUCUCUCAUUAGAAACAAUCACUAAAAGAUAGCAGAAGAAAAUUAGGGUUAAGAAAGUCAAGCUUAACAGUGAAGUAAAGCAACAUAUGUACAGGUGUAGAACUUUUCAAGUGACUAUAAAGCAUCUUUUUUUUUACUUCUUAGUUGAGUUCCAGUUAAACAUAGUCCAUGGAAAUUCAGUCUUAAGCACUACUGGAUGUGAAUAUCCCUGUCACAGUUAUAUUAGAGAGAAUAGUUACUUUUCAUAUAAAAUACGGCCCCCUGCUCUGCAUUACAGUGUAUCUCAGAUGGGAAUCCAUGAGUUGGAAUUUAUGGUUCUUUUAUAAUUAGGGUUUAUAAUAAAACAAUAUGUAUAUUUUUCUUCUUUAAUAUAGUCUCGAUGUGUGCAUCCCAUAUUGAUUUUUGGUCUUGGGCCACCUAGAAAAAUGUAAGGCUGGCAUCCCUAGGUUCCAUCCGUUUUAGUAAAAAGACCAUAUUUUGCGGUCUCUGAUUCAUUUAAAUACAUUUUAUUUGACGCAAACCUUAAAAAAUUUGGUUUUAACCACAAAAAAAUCACUAUAGCUAAAAUGAAACUUGUCUGGUAUAGUUUCCACAUUUAAUAAAUGUUAGGGAAAUGAAAGAUGACCAUUGAAAAAAUGUAUGCUGUUUUCUAUUGUACACAAAUACACAAAACAAGCAUUUAAGAAUAUUACAUAAUUCGUAAUUCCAAGUAAGCAGUCAUGAUAAUAAUCCUAAGCGACUAAAAUACAUAACCUGAAAUUGCCACAGCCAAAGCAAUUUUAAUUUAAACAUUGUUUUCUGUCUGAAGAUAUCAUCACUUCAUUUUAAAGCAAAGUUAUGAGUUUAUCGAAAGCGGCAUCCAAGAAUCGUAAACCCAAUAGCAUUGCCUAAUCCGCCAAAUCUGUCCGCAAGUGCAGUGCGAAAACUCUUGCUGGCUGUGACAUAGGUGAAGUACUGUAUUGGCGCGUUUACUAUGUAAAUGCAUGGAAAUAAUCUGAAACGAACCCGAGUUUUGAUGGACUUUGAGUAUUUUGAGUAGCUAAUAUAGCAUUUUGUUUGGAUAAUCACUCGUUGUUACCAUUUAAUGUCAACAUUAAAUCGUUUUAGUACUUAUUUAAUAAUUAUUGGGAAGUAGCGUGGGGUAGGGUCUCAGGUAGGGUAAAAAUAAUGCUAUUACAAUCAAGUUUGGUUUAUAUGUAUUAUCUUGAAACACAUAUAUUAAUUAAAUAUUGUUACACAUAAAUACAGAAAACGAUUUACUUGUAAAACUUUGUGUUUUACGGCAUUCUACCACUUUAAAUAUACAAAAAUCAACAAAUACUUAUAAACUAGAAAUCCUUAUUUUUAGAUAAGGAACAUAUUAAAAAACAAAAAAUAUAUUAGGAAUACAUAACAACUAUUUAUUGGUGGUAGGUAAAUAAUAAUAUGUAUUUAUAUGUACCCUCGUAUGUAAAUAAUAUAAAAAAUACAUAUUACUACAUAUACUUAAAUCUUUAUUUUGCAAUUUUACCAUACUUUCUUUUUUUUUUCUGUGGGUAUCAUCUUGUAAAGAUUUUCUAUUCAGACUAACGUUAUAUUUUGCUUUUAAAUUUCUGAAGUUCAUACGAAUUAUCGUUCUCAGCUUACAAAAAUCUCUAACUAAACUAAAUGGUAAUUCUUUUUCUGUUUUAUAUAUUUUUUUUGCUAAGUUUUUACCACCCCUUGCCCUUUUCGAAACGAAUCACCAUGAUGGGCUUCAAAAUAAAAGUUCCAGUUUGGCUUCUGGUUAAAUAAUUAUAGGAUGGGAACAGCAGUUUUUUUUAGAAUCUUUUUUAAAGGUAAACCGAAAAUUUAAAUUUUGUAGUGAAUUUAAUGUGUUACUCAAGACACCUAUCCUAACCUGUAAGUCUCUUUCGUAAUCAUUUUCAGUAAAAUGAACUGAGCAGACAGCUUUUAUCUGGAUUAAGUUUGUCCUCUAUUCGACACCGAACUAGCGAUGAAAACUACAUUUUCAAGAACUUGCUUUUUCAUCAAAAUAGUUGUUAUUGCACCCAUACAUGCCACAACUCGUUCCAGACAUACCUAACUAUUUUUUGAUGUAACUUAUCCCACUGAAAAAGGUAAAAUAAAUGUAUUGCUUACCUUUACCUAUAUUAUUAUGUGUAAUUUUUUCAGCUGACGUGACCUGAGUCUUUGUUUAAUGUUAAAAAUACUGUUUUUCUCAGUUCUUGCUACUCAAGCACAUACGAUUUCAAAGUAUUUGUUAAAGCUUAAAAACACUGUAUUGUCCAAGUUUUUUUUACAGAUAUACAAUUAACACAAACAUAAGCCCACUACUCACUAGUUUAAAUUAUUUUAGUUGUUCAAAGAACACAAAAUACAACGGUUUUAAUACGCCUUCAAAUGCAUUGAGAGAAUACACUAAAACCGUUAGAGGAUUUCGCUUACGUCACAAGCGACCACGUGUAAUCGAUAAUUUUGGCGAACAUAUGUCUUAUGGGAUUGGGCAAUCCUAUUAGGUUUACGAUUCUUGGCCGCAUCUAUGUCACUUUUUCACGAAAUGUCAAAUUCACCAACUGUCAGCCGUCAUUUUGAACGCCUUAAGCACAGCAUUUUUAAUUACUUUACUUUGUGGUUAAUUCUAUUGUGAAGGAAGGCACUGCUUUCGGUGGCUUCUAAUUGCGGAGGGAAGAUAAACUAUGACCUUGCGCUAGCAAGAGCCAUGCGUGCCUGCAACAAUAACUAAUCUAUUAUCGAUGGCGGAAUAGAGACAGAGAAAGAUACAUAAAAGUAUGAUGGUUCUGACAGCCUAAAAUCGAAUUCAAGUGACUCACGCUUCACUCACCUUUUG